UGCAAUCACAACAAUAUCAAAUGAAUGACAAUCUUUGGUCAAAUUCAGCACAAGAUGAUAUGCAGUUUUUUGGAGCUCUUUAUCAGGACUAUUCUCAACCUGAUUUUAUUCCUUUAAUUGCUCCUUUGGUGCCUUCUUCCAAUACGAAUAUGCAACAAAGACCAGUAGAUUUGAGCUUGGAUAUUCAACCUUGUAUUUCAAUUACAGAACCUACGCCUAUUCAACAUAGACCAUUACAGCCAUUGUCUAAUGAAGCCAUUCUAAAUCAAAUCAUGGACCCAGCUUCAAUAUUAGACGAUCUCUUAAUGGCACAGAAUGAUACAGUAGACUGGUUGAGCUGGACACCUGCUAAUGGCUCACCUAUCUCAGUUGGCAGUAACUCAUUCGACGAUCAAUUCUCAAGCUAUUCAAGCUCAUCUCAAGAUGUAUUCAUGACUUACAGCACAGGUCAUCCCUCACCUUCUUCCUCUUCGUAUUUUGAUAUGGGAUUUGAAAGCAAUACCUUGACUGUGAAAAAACCUAAUAGAUCACGAAGAGUUUCAGAACCACCUAAAUUGUCUGAUUCAUUUCAAGAACUUUUACAACAAACCAGUGUUCCCCCACCUCCUGCUCGUACUAGCAGGAAACGACCAAGAAGCCACUCUUCAGCAUCUGCACCUGGCCUUCAUAUGUGUUCUCAUCCUGGUUGUGGUAAAUCCUUCACUCGUCCUUAUAACUUGACUUCACAUAUGCGUACUCAUACUGCCGAUCGUCCUUUUGCUUGUUCUCAAUGUGGUCGUAAAUUUGCUCGUCAGCAUGAUCGUAACAGACAUGAAAAGUUACAUUGGGGCAUUAAGCCUUAUGCCUGUAUGCAUUGCAACAAACCAUUUGCUCGCAUGGAUGCUUUAAAUCGUCAUCUUAGAGUAGAAAAUGGAUGCCAACAACAAGCACAAGCUGCUGCUUCUGCUGCUGCUGCUUCUGCUGCUGCUGCUAAUCAAAUGGCUUUUGUUUCUUAAAACCUUGUAUAUAUACAUAUUUAUAUCAUAUUAAACUAUUUGUACAUAUAUCCUCUUUAUCAAAAUGUUC
Molecule: messenger RNA, 1065 nt
Organism: Gilbertella persicaria
Lineage: Eukaryota; Fungi; Mucoromycota; Mucoromycetes; Mucorales; Choanephoraceae
Exons: 1
Coding region: 21-995 (324 amino acids)
Biological process (GO): regulation of transcription by RNA polymerase II
Molecular function (GO): DNA-binding transcription factor activity, RNA polymerase II-specific; RNA polymerase II cis-regulatory region sequence-specific DNA binding
Source: RefSeq, a predicted model, not a curated record